Molecule: messenger RNA, 2242 nt
Organism: Linum tenue
Lineage: Eukaryota; Viridiplantae; Streptophyta; Magnoliopsida; Malpighiales; Linaceae
Source: the annotation of a GenBank genome assembly
UCCGUUACGGGGAAGGAGACGAAGAAGUUAGAAAGAAGAGCGGCGGUUAGGCAACAAAAUUAAAAUUAAAAAGCGGAACGACGGCACGCCCACCACCAAACAUUACCCUCCCACCCGCGAUUCUCUCUUCUCCUUCUUUCCUUCCCUCCUCCUCCAGUCCGCCUUCCGCGGACGGCCGGCGUGAUUCUCCCGCCGCCAGCCGGCCCCUUACAGCCUUACUUCCCGACUCGCAAUCUGUGAAUUUCAGGUUGUGGCCAGUCUGUUCAUUGGUUGGGUGAAUGAAUUGAGGGUCAGGAUUCCCUUGGAUUGAUGUAGCGAUGCAGAGAUCACGGAGGGCUUUUCUGCAAAGAAGAGCUUCUAUGGAGAAGGAUACCAGUGGGAAGAAUCGGUUGUACAAGCUUUCUUUGUCUUUGGUUCUUCUUUUGUGGGGGCUUGUUUUCCUAUCAAGUCUGUGGAUCAGCCAAAGUGAUGGAUAUAGAGAUGGAUCUACAGAAACUUCACAGAGUGUGGGCGUAUCAACUUGGACAGAACAGAAACUUCAAAAUGGGAAAAAUUCUGAUUCAGUACAUACAGAAGUCAGUGAGCAGUCCGACGAGACUUCAUGUAUAGAUCCUGCUGUAAAGAAAGCUUCAGAUGAAGAGUUGCUUGUUGCUGCUGAAGAUAAUAGCAAUUGUGGAAUCGAAUUUUACCAUCAGGAGGCAACCCGUGGCGGGAGACCAGGAGAUAUAGGUCCAAAGAACGAUCGCCUCUCGCGAGUUGUCACUCUUGGGCUUGAUGAAUUCAAAAGUAGAGCUUUCAGCUCCAAAACCAAAACAGGAACCGGUAAAGUGGUACAUAGAAUGGAGCCGGGAGGGAAAGAGUACAACUAUGCUUCAUCUUCAAAAGGAGCAAAAGUCUUGGCCUUCAACAAGGAAGCAAAAGGGGCCUCAAACAUCUUAAUGAGAGAUAAGGACAAGUACCUCCGCAAUCCGUGUUCUGCAGAAGAGAAGUAUGUCAUAAUCGAGCUCUCUGAAGAAACUUUAGUAGAUACUGUAGAGAUUGCAAAUCUCGAGCAUUACUCAUCGAAUCUAAAGGAUUUUGAGGUGCUUGGUAGCUUGGUUUAUCCAACUUCAGAAUGGGUCAAGCUGGGGAACUUUACAACAGCCAAUGUCAAGCAGGCGAGAAGGUUUGUGCUUCCAGAGCCCAAAUGGGUGAGAUAUCUGAAGUUGAAUCUUCUGAGCCAUUAUGGGUCUGAGUUUUACUGUACACUAAGCCUUUUCGAGGUUUAUGGGGUUGAUGCUGUUGAAAAAAUGCUGGAGGAUUUGGUAUCAGUUCAAGAAAAGGUUUUUGUGCCAGAUGAGGAGGAUUCUACUGAGCAGAAAUCAUCAGUACACCCACAGGGUGUUGAUGAGCAUCAUCAUCAGGACUCUUUCAAAGAGGCUGAAUCUGAGUUGUUGUCAGUCGAAACUCCUGAUUCGAAAACCGAAGUGGCUGCUGAUACGGUUGAAGGAGUUCCUUAUCGUCAAGUUGGCAGGAGUAAUGGCGACAGUGCCCUCAAGAUACUGAUGCAGAAAGCCCGUUCACUCGACCGAAGCCUCUCCAUCUUGGAAAGGUACGUUGAGGAAGUCAACUCCAGGUAUGGCAAUAUCUUCCAAGAGUUCGACAAAGAGAUAGCAGGGAAAACUUUGACUCUGGAAAAGAUCAAACUCGACAUGAAGAGUCUCCAUGACAGCCAGCAACUUAUGGCUGGAGAGGUUAACGAUCUUGUGUCUUGGAAAUCUCUUCUUACAACGAAAAUGGAUCAUAUCCUGAAUGAAAACCUUGAUCUCAGAUCGAGGAUCGAGAAGGUUGAGGAGAAUCAAGUGUGGCUGGAGAACAAGGGUAUAGUCGUGUUCUUGGUGUGCUUGGUUUUCGGGUUGGUGGCAAUUUUGAGGGUGUCAGUAGAGAUGUUACAGAUGACGGUACUUAGCGAUGGGUCGUCCAGGAAAUUUUCCAGUGUGAGCUGUUCUUCCUGGCUGGUGUUGCUCCUGAGCUGUAGCAUUAUAAUUUUGGUACUCUCAGUAUAGUUGUUUUUCACAGAAUCGGUUACAGUUUUGCUUUUGAUAGAAAGAGGUAAUAUAGAGGAGAGACCACAACGGGAAAAAGGGACUACAGAGUAACUUCUUGUUAUUUAUUUUACAGUUACUAUAGUGGAUGCAGUUUACUUUUCUCCUUCCUAUAUAUAUGCUGAAAGAGCCACUUUUACUGCUAGUUAAGUGUACAU